Saxophila tyrrhenica is the source of this 2667-nucleotide messenger RNA. RefSeq names its product Non-essential glycogen phosphorylase (gene GPH1). The transcript is spliced from 9 exons. Gene Ontology annotation, biological process: glycogen catabolic process. Gene Ontology annotation, cellular component: cytoplasm. Gene Ontology annotation, molecular function: glycogen phosphorylase activity; pyridoxal phosphate binding. NCBI's taxonomy places the organism in Eukaryota, Fungi, Ascomycota, Dothideomycetes, Mycosphaerellales, Extremaceae. The record is from RefSeq and is a predicted model, not a curated record. Bases 1 to 2667 code for a protein of 888 amino acids.
AUGGCUUCCAAAACAACGAGCGGGACGAGGGAGCGGAAGCCCAGUUCUUCAGCUCCCAUUGGGGACUUUCAAGAGCCGGUUGGGCCGGUGGGCAUGUCGCGGCCGAAGCACAAGAGGACCGUGACGGGGUUUGGCCCGCAGGAGAUCAAGAGCGUGGAGGCGAGCAUUCCGGAGCCGCAGAGGGCUGCGUGGAAGAAGUUCUCCGCAAAAGAGUUCUCGAGCAAGGAAGACUUCGAAGCAGAGGUGGUUAGGCACAUCGAGACUACCCUCGCCAGAUCUCUCUUCAAUUGCGAUGAAGCCGCUGCAUAUGGAGGAACGUCUCUUGCGUUCCGUGACCGUCUCGUCAUUGAGUGGAACAAGACGCAGCAGAACCAGACGUUCGCGGACCCGAAGCGUGUAUACUACCUCUCUCUCGAGUUCUUGAUGGGUCGUGCUUUGGACAAUGCCAUGCUCAACGUGGGCAUGAAGGACGUGGCCAAAGAUGGCCUGUCUGAUCUUGGCUUCCGCAUGGAGGACAUCAUCGGUCAGGAGCGUGACGCUGCCCUCGGAAACGGUGGUCUCGGACGUCUCGCUGCAUGCUUCCUCGACUCCCUCGCAACCCUCAACUACCCAGCCUGGGGCUACGCUCUCCGCUACAGAUAUGGCAUUUUCAAGCAAGAGAUCGUCGACGGCUAUCAGGUCGAAAUCCCAGACUACUGGCUCGACUUCAACCCAUGGGAGUUCCCACGACACGACGUCACGGUCGACAUUCAGUUCUACGGUGGCGUGAGGAAGUACAUGGACGAGAGCGGCAAGCAGAUCAGCGUCUGGGAGAACGGCGAGAUCGUCACUGCCGUCGCUUACGAUGCCCCCGUUCCAGGCUACGGAACCAAGACGACCAACAACCUCCGCCUGUGGUCCAGCAAGGCAUCCCAUGGCGAGUUCGACUUCACCAAAUUCAACUCCGGCGAGUACGAGGCCUCCGUGGCUGACCAACAGCGUGCUGAGACCAUCUCGGCUGUGCUAUACCCAAACGACAACCUCGAGCGUGGUAAGGAGCUCCGGCUGAAGCAGCAGUACUUUUGGUGUGCUGCUUCUCUAUUCGACAUUGUGCGCCGCUUCAAGAAGUCCAAGAAGGCGUGGUCUGAGUUCCCGAACCAGGUCGCAAUCCAGCUCAACGAUACCCACCCUACGCUCGCUAUCCCUGAGUUGCUGCGCAUUCUGAUCGAUCUGGAAGGUCUCAACUGGGACGAUGCUUGGGACAUUGUGCAGAAGACGUUCGGUUACACCAACCACACUGUCCUGCCGGAGGCGCUGGAAAAGUGGUCGGUGCCGCUUAUCCAGCAUCUGCUGCCACGCCACCUUCAGAUCAUCUACGAUAUCAACCUGCAGUUCCUGCAGUACGUCGAGCGCAGCUUUCCCAAAGACCGCGACAUGCUCGGCCGUGUUUCGAUCAUCGAGGAGAGCCAGCCGAAAAUGGUCCGCAUGGCCUACCUGGCUGUUAUUGGCAGCCACAAGGUCAACGGUGUUGCUGAGCUGCAUUCAGACCUGAUCAAGACCACCAUCUUCAAGGACUUCGUCAAGAUCUAUGGUCCUGACAAGUUCACCAACGUCACCAACGGUAUCACUCCUCGCAGAUGGCUUCACCAAGCAAACCCGCGCCUCUCCGAGUUGAUAGCCAGUAAGCUCGGCGGCUACGACUUCCUGAAGGACCUCACCCUGCUUCACAAACUGGAGAACUUCGUCGACGACAAGGACUUCCGAAAGGAGUUCCAGGAAAUCAAGUAUGCCAACAAAGUCCGUCUCGCCAAAUACAUCAAGGAAGCCCAGGGCAUCCCAGUCAACCCGAGCGGUCUCUUCGACAUCCAGGUCAAGCGUAUGCACGAAUACAAGAGGCAGCAGCUGAACAUCUUCGGCGUCAUCCACCGCUAUCUGGAGCUCAAGGACAUGUCGCCAGAGGACCGGAAGAAGAUGCAGCCGCGUGUGAGCAUCUUCGGUGGCAAGGCGGCGCCAGGCUACUGGAUGGCGAAGACGGUCAUUCACUUGAUCAACCAGGUCAGCAAGAUCGUCAACGCGGACAAGGAUAUUGGCGAUCUGCUCAAGGUGGUCUUCUUGGAGGACUACAACGUCAGCAAGGCGGAGAUUAUCGUACCUGCCAGCGAUAUCAGUGAGCACAUUUCCACGGCCGGAACGGAAGCUUCUGGCACGAGCAAUAUGAAGUUCGUGCUCAACGGAGGUCUCAUUAUCGGUACCUGUGAUGGUGCCAACAUUGAAAUCACCCGCGAAGUCGGAGACGACAACAUCUUCCUCUUCGGCAACCUUGCCGAGGACGUCGAAGACCUCCGCCACGGCCACUUUUACGGCGGCUUCGAGAUCGACCCGCAGCUCAAGCGCGUCUUCGAGACCGUCCGCAACGGCACCUUCGGCGACGCCGGCCAGUUCAGCGCGCUUGUCAACAGCAUCGUCGAGCACGGCGACUACUACCUCGUGUCCGACGACUUCAAGAGCUACAUCGACACGCAGAAGCUCAUCAACGAGGCGUACAAGCAGCAGGACGAGUGGCUGACCAAGACGAUUACGGCCGUAGCGAGGAUGGGCUUCUUCAGCUCGGAUAGGUGUAUUGAGGAGUAUGCGAAUGAGAUUUGGAACUGUGAGCCGCUGCCGCCACCGGAGAAGAACGGAGCGUAG